Molecule: messenger RNA, 1739 nt
Organism: Ricinus communis (castor bean)
Lineage: Eukaryota; Viridiplantae; Streptophyta; Magnoliopsida; Malpighiales; Euphorbiaceae
Product: GDSL esterase/lipase 7
Exons: 5
Coding region: 601-1665 (354 amino acids)
Molecular function (GO): hydrolase activity, acting on ester bonds
Source: RefSeq, a predicted model, not a curated record
AAUUUUUGUUAGGGUAUUAUUUAUUCGGACCGGAUCAUAGUAAAUGAUAAAUUCCUCUAAAUAAAUAUAAUUCUAAAAAUUUAAACAGAAAAUGUUUUGAAAUCUAGCAAGCGUCCAUUUUUUUACUUUUAGUGGCAUAGUUCUAAUUCCUUUUUUAUCAUCCUAACCGGUUCCAAAACUAUGGUGAGUCCAUACCAAAAGUACUUUUAAUGUAUGGUGGCAAAAAUAGGGGAAUAUAUUAUAUAUCUAACUUGCAAUAUAUAAUAAGGCUUAAUUAAUUAGUAGAGCCUUAAGUAUUAAAUUUUAUCAGUUGCACGUUUAUGUCAUUACAAUGGUGUAUCUGCCUCGUUAAUUUAAAGCUCUCAAAGUUGAUCUUCCAUGUGACCUUCUCCUUCUUUUCAGAGAUUCUUCUCUCCAUUAGCGAUCCCAACUUCACAAUUCUCACUACCAUUCCACUUUCUUACGCAUGCAUAUAACCCUUCUCUCUUUUGUCAAAAAAGAAAAAGAAAACCCUUCUUCCUCUCUCUCUCUCUCUCUCUUCUGAAACUUUUCUUUCUCUUACAAGAUUGAAAGAUUACAACAUAUAAGAUCAGCUCAUCAAUGAAACUGUUAUUCUUGUUAGUUCUGUAUCAUUUGGCCACCUUCGCUUGUGGUUCGCCACUUGCACCAGCACUCUAUGUUUUUGGAGAUUCUUUAUUUGAUAGCGGAAAUAACAAUCUCUUGCCAACUCUUGCCAAGGCAGAUUUCCAACCUUAUGGCGUCAAUUUUGCUAAUGGAGUUACAGGAAGAUUCACUAAUGGUAGAACCGUUGCUGAUUUUAUUGCCGACUUUCUAAGGCUGCCAUAUCCUCCUCCAUUCUUGAGCAUUAGAAAAUCAACUCCGCUUACGGGUUUGAAUUUUGCAUCUGGAUGUUGUGGCAUUCUUCCUGAAACUGGAAGUUUUCUGGGAAAAUGCUUGAGUUUGAGUGAACAGAUUGAUUUGUUUAAAGCAACGGUUAAAUUAGAGCUACCAAAGCAAUUCAAAAGCCCAAAGGAUCUUUCGAAAUACUUAUCAAAGUCCAUAUAUAUAUUCUCUAUAGGCAGUAAUGACUACAUAAAUUACUUUGAUACUUCAAUCUUUCACUUCAGCAAACACCAGACUCCUCAAGAAUUUGCCCAGCUUCUCUUGGACAAACUCUCUCAUUAUUUUGAGAAAUUGUACAAUUUGGGAGCCAGAAAGAUCCUGAUGUUUGAAAUUGGACCCAUUGGAUGCAUCCCAUCAAUCACAAGGCCGAGGCAUAAUAAAGUAGAGAAUGGAAAAUGUAAAGAAGAAGCAAACCAGCUAGUCUCAUUCUUCAAUAAUAAACUUGCUGCAAUGCUUCAAAACCUCACAUCCACUCUCCAUGGCUCCACAUUCGUUUAUGGCCAUGCCAAUUGGCUAGGUUAUGAUGCUGUUAUUCAUCCUUCCAGAUAUGGGUUAAUGAACACAAAGAAUCCUUGCUGCAAAACCUGGGGCAAUGGGACAUCUGGGUGCAUUCCAUGGCUAGCGCCAUGCUCUAAUCCAAAUAAACACUAUUUUUUCGAUGCUUACCACCUUACUGAAACUGUAUGCUCUUCCAUAGCAUCUCGUUGCAUAAACGAUCCAUCAGUUUGUUCUCCGACAGUGAAUGAGCUUGUGAGAAUGUAAUUAACAGUGUGAGAUUUAUUGUAUGCAUCAGCACAAAACAGACAGAAUGAUUCUAUUGAGACCCCAAUUACAUA